This is a messenger RNA of Leptinotarsa decemlineata (Colorado potato beetle), 1199 nucleotides long. Its product is annotated as neuropeptide CCHamide-1 receptor. Gene Ontology annotation, biological process: G protein-coupled receptor signaling pathway. The record is from RefSeq and is a predicted model, not a curated record. Lineage: Eukaryota; Metazoa; Arthropoda; Insecta; Coleoptera; Chrysomelidae. Gene Ontology annotation, cellular component: plasma membrane. Gene Ontology annotation, molecular function: neuropeptide receptor activity.
AUCAAGGCACGAAAAAAGGUGGCCAUAACUGUUCUGGUCUUCGUUGUGGUUUUCAGCGUGUGUUUGGCCCCGUGUCACGCCUUCCUGCUGUUUUUUUAUUUCCACCCUGAUGCUCAAGAUUUGUUCAACGACUUCUGGCACGCAUUAAGAAUAAUUGGUUUCUGUCUACUUUACAUCAACUCUUGUGCAAAUCCAGUGGCUCUGUAUUUUCUCAGCGGCGCCUUCAGAAAAUAUUUCAACAGGUAUUUGCUAUGCAUCAAACUAAAGCAACCCCGUUUCAGAUCAUACCGAACUCGACAAACUACGUCUAUAUCUCUAUUAUCAACGAAAACCAAUCAAUCUAUCAAUUAUGGUAAAGGAAAGACAACCACACCCACUUCCAAAUCACCACCAGUGGAUAUUCAAGAAGUUGUUACUUUGGUAGGAGAUGGUAGCAACAAAGAAAGCUGCAAAGAUUGAUGUUGUAUAAUGACAGCAUGGAAAUUAUUUAUUUGUUUGUUCGUUGUCAGUGACAGAAUGGUUGAUGUUUCAGAGGUAUUUGGGAUUGUUCAACACAGAUUGUUCAACCUGACUGUUUAAACAGAAAUCAAGUUGAGUAAUAGUCAACUUAAAAAUAUAAUUUUUGUGGAAAUGUUAUGCAAAAGCAAUAAUUAUUUUGCUUAAAUUUUCUGUACAGAUGGAGAUGAGUACUUAUGUGUGGAAGAUCAUAAUCAUGGUGUAUUUCAGAACUUUAGAACAAAUUUCAAUAACCCAAAUCGUAAUUUAAAAAUUUAGGCAUUCAUUACACUGCAAUGUAACACAGUAUGAUGGCUUUAUUUUUCGAAAAACCUCUCUCAACUCUAUCAAUCUUUUGUAUGCUAUUUUUCAAAGUGUCUUGAUAACAUCCAAUACGUCUUAAACAAUCUAUAAUAUUUUUUUCUUGUUCAAAACGUCAUGUCGAGUAAGAUAAUCUGCUUUUUCACAUAUGCUUUAAGGAGGCCCAUCAGAAAUUAUUCAAUACUCAGCAUCUGUAUAGAUAUUUCGCCCCUUUUAUUUGUUUUUUCAUUGAUUCCACAUAAAAUAAAAUACUAGCCACCUAUUUCAAUCAAGUUGUUGUUACUUAUGGUGUAUUUGGAACAAUUGUUAAUAAUUUGCUUGUUUCUUGAAUGCAGAAGAUUCAUUCAUUGUUUGCCUACCAAAUAAAUGGGUCGAAUUUGAAA